AUGGGUGCAUCAAGCUUAGGUUCUGCUUUAGUAAAUUGCAUUAAUCUUUCAAAAUUGACACUUGACCUUAGUGGCAAUGAAAUUGGUGAUGAAGGUGCAUCAGGCUUAGGUUCUGCUUUAGCAAUAUGCAUUAAUCUCUCAAAUUUGACACUUUUACUUCAUUGGAAUAAAAUUGGUGAUGAAGGUGCAUCAGGCUUAGGUUCUGCUUUAGCAAAAUGCAUUAAUCUCUCAAAUUUGAAACUUGACCUUCGUGAAAAUUAAAUUGGUGAGGAAGGUGCAUCAGGCUUAGGUUCUGCUUUAGCAAAAUGCAUUAAUCUCUCAAAUUUGACACUUUACCUUAUUGACAAUUAAAUUGGUGAGAAAGGUGCAUCAGGCUUAGGUUCUGCUUUAGCAAAAUGCAUUAAUCUCUCAAAUUUGACACUUGACCUUAGUGGCAAUGAAAUUGGUGAUGAAGGUGCAUCAGGCUUAGGUUCUGCUUUAGCAAUAUGCAUUAAUCUCUCAAAUUUGACACUUUUACUUCAGUAAAAACAGUUUAUUUGUUUUGGAUUGUGA
Messenger RNA from Tetrahymena thermophila SB210, 552 nucleotides. Its product is annotated as cyclic nucleotide-binding domain protein. Gene Ontology annotation, biological process: nucleocytoplasmic transport; activation of GTPase activity. NCBI's taxonomy places the organism in Eukaryota, Ciliophora, Oligohymenophorea, Hymenostomatida, Tetrahymenidae. The record is from RefSeq and is a predicted model, not a curated record. Gene Ontology annotation, molecular function: GTPase activator activity; small GTPase binding. Gene Ontology annotation, cellular component: cytosol; perinuclear region of cytoplasm; nucleus. The transcript has 6 exons.